Messenger RNA from Paramacrobiotus metropolitanus, 774 nucleotides. Its product is annotated as transmembrane protein 258-like. The transcript has 5 exons. The record is from RefSeq and is a predicted model, not a curated record. Gene Ontology annotation, biological process: protein N-linked glycosylation. NCBI's taxonomy places the organism in Eukaryota, Metazoa, Tardigrada, Eutardigrada, Parachela, Macrobiotidae. Gene Ontology annotation, cellular component: membrane-bounded organelle. Bases 200 to 463 code for a protein of 87 amino acids.
GACUGAUUGCGAGUGCGAAUCUCACGGUCAGAAUCUUUUUUCAUUUUUGCGGCUACUAGCCUUUUUUCCAUUGCAAAUCCACAAAACUCUUUUGCUUUUAAUUGGUUUUCCAUGAGGAACUUUUAGUCAGUGUUUCCCAUCUGUAUUUCAAGGUUCCAAAGGGAUUCGAGAUUUCAGCGCCUUACCCAAGCGCACCACAAUGGAAAUACCGAAAUCCGAAUUUUUUGAUGUGUCGACAUAUUCACGAUAUUCCGGCCCUGUCGAUGCUGCCAUCAUACCGCUGAUGUCGUAUCUGCUGCUGGGCGCCGGGUUUUUCUUCAUGGCUUAUUUCUUCGUGUACGAAGUGACAUCUACGAAAUCUUCGCGAGAACUGCGGAAGGAGAUUUUGGUUGCCACUUUGGCCGCUCUGUUUUUAGGAGUUGGCACAGUUUUCGCCCUUCUGCUUGUUGGAAUAUACGUUUAACAUUUCUGAACAGUGACGCUUUUUUCGUUUCCCUUUUUGUUGCGCUUGUUAAGGUAGUUUUCUUAUAAUUUUAGAGUCUAUUAAUUUGUCGACUGCUUUGCAAUCUGUUCGUUGUUUUUUCCAUGUGACCAGCAUGUCUGACUGAAAUUUUUGCAGUGUCCAACGUGCGGCAGUUUUAUAAGGACGUCACGUCAUUGUGAUGAACUUCUGGCUGUGCAGCCUGUGCUUGAAUUUCGAAACGGGCUCAUGUUGUCGAUAUUAAAACCUGCUUUUUAUUUUAUGUCAUUUUUAAGCAUAAAAAAUUAGUCAGA